CCCCCCCAGCGCCACGUGACCCGCCGGUGCCGGCAUGGCGGCGGCCGCGCUGCUGCUCGGGGCCGUGCUGGCGGCGGCGGCGGCGGCGCUGGACAACGGCGUGGCGCGGACGCCGCCCAUGGGCUGGCUGCACUGGGAGCGCUUCCUCUGCGGCACCGACUGCAGCGCGCAGCCCCGCCGCUGCGUCAGCGAGCAGCUGUUCACCGAGAUGGCCGACGUGAUGGCCGCGGAGGGCUGGCGGGACGCAGGCUACCAGUACCUGUGCAUCGACGACUGCUGGGCGGCCCCCACGCGGGACGAGCGCGGCAGGCUGCGGGCGGACCCCCGGCGCUUCCCCGGUGGCAUCCGGCGGCUGGCGGACUACGUGCACGCGCGGGGGCUGAAGCUGGGGAUCUACAGCGACGUCGGGAACGAGACGUGCGCCGGCUUCCCCGGCAGCUACGGGCACUACGAGCUGGACGCCCAGACCUUCGCCUCGUGGGGCGUGGACCUGCUCAAGUUCGACGGCUGCAACUCCGGCUCGCUGGAGCUGCUGGCAGAAGGUUACAGGAGGAUGUCUCUGGCCCUGAACAAGACUGGAAGGCCCAUCGUGUACUCCUGCGAAUGGCCUUUCUACCUGAGGCCCAUGCAGCAGCCCAAUUACACGGAGAUCAAACAGUACUGCAAUCACUGGAGGAACUUCUUUGAUGUCUACGAUUCUUGGAACAGCAUCAAGAGCAUCUUGGAGUGGACGGCGCUUCACCAGGACAGCAUUGUGAAGAUAGCUGGGCCAGGGGGCUGGAACGACCCUGACAUGCUGGUGAUUGGGAACUUCGGGCUGAGCUGGGACCAGGCGGUGACCCAGAUGGCCAUGUGGGCCAUUAUGGCUGCUCCCCUCUUCAUGUCCAACGACCUGCGGCGCAUUAGCCCCGAGGCCAAGUGGCUGCUCCAGAACAAAGAGGUGAUCGCCAUCAACCAGGAUCCGCUGGGCAGGCAGGGAUACCGCAUCACCAAGGACAAAAACUUCGAGCUAUGGGAGCGGCCCCUGUCGGGCAGAGCCUACGCCGUGGCGGUGCUGUACCAGCAGGAAAUCGGGGGGCCCCAGAACUUCACCUUCUCCCUCGCCUUCCUCGGCAACGGGCUGGCCUGCAACCCCGUGUGCUCCGUCCGGCAGGUCCUGCCGAGCAGCAGGGACUGGGGGGUGCACAGCUGGGUCUCCUCCCUGAGUGUGGAGGUAAACCCAACAGGCACCGUGCUGCUCAAGGUGGUGGCGCUAUAGGAGGAGGCACAAAGGCGAUCUUCUCGUAAGCCUCACAUUCUGCGCUGUCACCAGAGGCCUGUCCGCUUCCUGCAAGCGGGAUGCCUUUGUUCUGUCCUCAGCCAUUCACUACUCAAGUGCUUCUCCGUGGACCUUGAACCUUCUGCCUAAAUGCCCAACUCUCCGUUGCCAUGAGAUAACCCAGAAAGGGUCGCUCCUCUCCUAUAUUCCCUUUCUCUGCUAUCUCACCUAACUCCCCUAUUCCAGGGGCUACAAAGGCCCCGGGGGGCAGCAACUCCAUUAACGCCCCCUGCCCCCCCGGCUGGACACACAAAGCACAGAUGCGGCGUCCUACGGCUCUUCUCGGGGCUCACUAGGGAAAUGCAGCUCGGCUGCCUCGCUUCUGCUUUGCGAGCUGGGCUGUACAGCUACAUGCAGCCCCCAAAAAACAGAAAAGCUGCCAAAGCAAGCCCACCCCCUCCUCAGUGUGGUCAUCUUCUACGCACUGAACUCAGGGACCGGCCUGAAUCACUGCAGUUCUCGGCUGUCUGCUUACUGUGUGAUGCGUCUGGUGCCUUAAGGAGCAGCCCUCAGAGCUCUGUCCUACCCCAGGAGCCCUCCUACCUGGGGCUGGCACUUCCCUCUGGACAGUAGCUCCCCUCCCUGCUCUCCACAGGGCCCCUGGGGACUCCGUCCCAGAAGGAAACACCUUUCUUUCGCUGCUGGCAGCAUUCUUCAGGCUAAAGUUACGCAGGUUCUUACGCAGCUGUGGUGUAUGAGUGUGUUCUCUGCUGACUGCCACACGAUGCCUUGAUUUGUUCUUUGUGACUACAAACUCCAAUUAAAGUGUUCCCUAAAAAGGAGGAAGGUU
Oxyura jamaicensis (ruddy duck) is the source of this 2108-nucleotide messenger RNA. It is a transcript of the gene GLA, whose product is annotated as galactosidase alpha. The record is from RefSeq and is a predicted model, not a curated record. Gene Ontology annotation, cellular component: cytoplasm. The coding region runs from base 35 to 1258 and encodes 407 amino acids. Lineage: Eukaryota; Metazoa; Chordata; Aves; Anseriformes; Anatidae. The transcript is spliced from 7 exons. Gene Ontology annotation, molecular function: alpha-galactosidase activity. Gene Ontology annotation, biological process: glycoside catabolic process; glycosylceramide catabolic process; oligosaccharide metabolic process.